AUGGAUCCAAUCAAAUACCUUUUCGAGAAACCGGCAGUGACUGAGAGGAUGGCCAGGUGGUUGUUGCUAUUAUUAGAAUUCGACAUAGCUUAUGUCAAUCAAAAAUCUGUGAAAGGGCAAGCAAUCUUCGACCAUUUGGCAACAUUCCCUACAGGAGUUGAUCCCCCACCAACAGAGGACUCUUUCCUAGAUGAAGAUUUACACUCCAUAGAAGCAGAACCAAAUGAAGGGUGGCAGCUGUAUUUCGAUGGAGCCGCAAAUCAAAAGGGGUUUGGCACUGGGGUAUUACUGAUAACCCCAGUGGAUUUUUACUUGCCGAUGAAAUUCCGGUUAGAAUUCAGUUGCACCAAUAACAUAGCAGAGUAUGAAGCUUAUGCUAUUGGGUUGGAAAUGGAUUUGUCUGUAGGGGUGGACAAGAUUAAAGUUUUUGGAGUUUCCUCCGUUGUGAUUUGUCAAACACAAGGGAAGUGGAAGACUAGGGAUGAAAAGCUAAAGCCCUACCAGGUGUAUUUGGAUCAAUUGACCCGAUGCUUCAAAAAAGUCUCCUUUGAAUAUCUGCCCAGAGAUAAUAAUCGGUUUGCCGAUGUCUUGGCCACUCUGGCAUCUAUGGUAGAAUGUGAUACACAGGACAAGAUCCGGCCUUUUCUGAUAGAAAGAAGGACUAGCCCAGCAUAUAAAGAGCCAGUCAAUGCACUCACCGAGGAUGGAAGGCAUUGGUACACUCAGUGA
This is a messenger RNA of Telopea speciosissima, 729 nucleotides long. RefSeq lists its product as uncharacterized. The record is from RefSeq and is a predicted model, not a curated record. The coding region runs from base 1 to 729 and encodes 242 amino acids. Lineage: Eukaryota; Viridiplantae; Streptophyta; Magnoliopsida; Proteales; Proteaceae. Gene Ontology annotation, molecular function: RNA-DNA hybrid ribonuclease activity; nucleic acid binding. The transcript has a single exon.